AACACCCUCACUGCUCCGGAGAGAACUUUCAAGACAUUUCGUCUGUGUUUAAUUAUUUGCAGUGAUGUUUGGAAACGGAAGCCGCUCAUUUCAUUUUCCUUCUCUGUGUAAUAAUAUAGGGUUUUUGCAGAAGAAUAAUAAUGUUGACGACAAGACCCGAGUUGUCCGGUUUUUUAACGAUCAGCAGCCCAAGAGCAUUUUAACACGGGACAACGAGCGCGACGCUCGCUUCAGACGCGCAGAGACGGACUUCUCCAAUCUGUAUGCGCGAGAUCUGCUUCCUGCUAAAAACGGUGAGGAGUAUACGAUGCAGUUCCUGCUGGAGGUGGUGGACAUCCUCACUAACUAUGUGUGCAAGACCUUCGACAGAUCCACAAAAGUGCUGGACUUCCAUCAUCCACACCAGCUGCUGGAUGGAAUGGAGGGCUUCAACUUAGAUCUGUGUGAUGAGCCCGAGAGCCUGGAGCAGAUCCUGGUGGACUGCAGGGACACGCUCAAAUACGGCGUCCGCACAGGUCACCCAAGGUUUUUUAACCAGCUGUCUUCAGGUCUAGACAUCAUUGGUUUAGCUGGAGAGUGGCUGACCUCUACUGCCAACACCAACAUGUUCACAUAUGAGAUUGCACCCGUGUUUGUACUGAUGGAACAGCUCACCCUGAAGAAAAUGCGAGAGAUCAUUGGCUGGCCGAAUGGAGAGGGCGAUGGCAUUUUCUCACCAGGAGGGGCGAUCUCAAACAUGUACAGCGUGAUGGUGGCACGGUACAAACACUACCCUGAGGUUAAAAUCAAAGGCAUGGCAGCGGCUCCCAGACUGGUGCUCUUCACCUCAGAACAUAGUCACUACUCUAUAAAGAAGGCCAGUGCAGUGCUGGGUUUCGGCACAGAGAAUCUGAUCUUGCUGAGGACAGAUGAGAGAGGUAGAGUGAUUCCGGAUGAUCUGGAGACCAAAGUCAUUGAUGCCAAACAGAAGGGGUUUGUGCCAGUGUUUGUGAACGCUACAGCUGGAUCUACAGUGUAUGGCGCCUUUGAUCCAAUCAAUGAGAUCGCUGACAUCUGUGAGAAAUACAACAUGUGGCUACAUGUGGAUGGAGCGUGGGGUGGAGGUUUGCUGAUGUCCAGAAAACACAGACACAAACUGAAUGGCAUUGAGAGAGCAAACUCUGUCACAUGGAACCCACACAAGAUGAUGGGCGUUCCACUGCAGUGCUCUGCCAUUCUGGUCCGAGAGAAGGGUCUUCUUCAGGGCUGCAACUCCAUGUGUGCUGGUUAUCUCUUUCAGCCGGAUAAGCAGUAUGAUGUUACCUAUGACACAGGGGACAAAGCCAUACAGUGUGGCCGCCAUGUAGACAUCUUCAAAUUCUGGCUCAUGUGGAAGUCAAAGGGCACUAUAGGCUUUGAGAAGCACAUUGACAGAUGUCUGGAGCUGUCUGAGUAUCUCUACCAUAAGAUAAAGAGCCGAGAAGGAUAUGAGAUGGUGUUUCAAGGGGAGCCGCAGCACACCAAUGUGUGUUUCUGGUACAUUCCUCCAAACCUGCGGCUCCUGCCAGAUGGAGAGGAGAAAAGACAAAGGCUUCAUAGGGUUGCCCCCAAGAUCAAGGCAAUGAUGAUGGAGUGUGGGACAACAAUGGUGGGCUAUCAGCCUCAAGGUGACAAGGUCAACUUCUUCAGGAUGGUUAUCUCUAAUCCAGCUGUAACCAGAUCUGACAUUGACUUCCUGAUCGAUGAGAUAGAAAGACUGGGACAGGAUUUAUAGAGCACACAGGUUGGAAAUUCAGUAGAUGUUAGUACAUUCUGUACUAAGUAUUGGAAAUGGAGAAGACAUUUUGAAGUAUUGUAUCAGCUGGACAUUCCGGAAUAUUAAACUGAUGAGGUGUUCUAGAAUGUUCCACUAGGAAACUGGACGUGUGGAAUACAGAGGUGGUGAGAUCUUCAAGCUAUGAUUUCAUAAAGGAUCAGACUUCCUCCUAUGACAUUAUAUGUCUUCUCCUCUACCCUUCUCCAUGUUCUCUUGUCUCAUGUCUAUUGUGUUCUGUUCUUUCUUUGACAUUGACAAUAAUGUUCAGUUUCUUGGUUAUUGGUUAACUACAUUCAUAAUAUGAAAUGACAUUGAAAAAUACUUAAAGCAAUUACUAAUCUUAAUGUUUAUUCAAAAAUGUAAAGGUUCACUUUUUUUCUUUAAAACCCAGAUAUCUUGCCCCAUGGACAUCUGUUGCAAGUACGUUAAUUCAAACACAAUAUUUUUUUUAGAAACUAAGCAUCAAAUCCAAAUUGUUUAAUGUGGAAAUGGAGCACAACUUUUGAACAUUUAGUGAACAUUAUCUUUAAAAUCUAGAACUGAACUUGAAUUCACAAGACAUGGAACAAAAUGACAUUCACAUUUGUAACACCCUGCAACAUUAUAUGGCCAGAAGUAUGUGACCAUCUCAUUCUAAUCAAUGGGUUUUGUUUUAUCAGUUACUCCAGUGAGCACAAUGUCAAUGCUACACCAUAAUGUUCAUCUACAGAACUGGCGGUGCCCAAAAACAGGGUCUGGUUUACAAAGUCUGGUGGGGAAGACCUUGACUGUCACCAGACCCUCUCACCCGACAUCAGUGCCUUUGGCCAUGUAGUGCAUCUAACUUUGUCUAACUUAAGAUACUAACCAUAGUGCAAUGAAUGCUGUUGUUGAAAUUUAGUCACUAGUAUAUAAAAUAGGGGGAAAACAAAACUUUUUAGGAGAAAAGCACAUCAACGUCA
Messenger RNA from Carassius gibelio (silver crucian carp), 2736 nucleotides. It is a transcript of the gene gad1a, whose product is annotated as glutamate decarboxylase 1a. Gene Ontology annotation, cellular component: presynaptic active zone; cytoplasm. NCBI's taxonomy places the organism in Eukaryota, Metazoa, Chordata, Actinopteri, Cypriniformes, Cyprinidae. Gene Ontology annotation, biological process: GABA biosynthetic process. The record is from RefSeq and is a predicted model, not a curated record. The transcript is spliced from 14 exons. The coding region runs from base 65 to 1753 and encodes 562 amino acids. Gene Ontology annotation, molecular function: glutamate decarboxylase activity; pyridoxal phosphate binding.